This is a messenger RNA of Phalacrocorax carbo (great cormorant), 3615 nucleotides long. The record is from RefSeq and is a predicted model, not a curated record. Lineage: Eukaryota; Metazoa; Chordata; Aves; Suliformes; Phalacrocoracidae.
CUUGCUUCUUGCAUAUGCAAAUCAAUUAGGGUAAUGUUUAUCAUAAGGAGAUUUUGUGGCAGUGGAAAAGGGGUUGUGGCAACAUGUUCUUGAUUUCAGUUGUAUCUUCUACAAAUGGAAUUGGCUUCCUCACUUCAACCUCAGUGGAUUCUUUUUUUUUUUUUUUUUUUGCCAUUUACCUCUUGGACUAGACACUGCUCACUAAGCAAGCUGUUCAAUUCACUUACAGAUCAUGAUUUUGGAAGGAGCUGGCAGAAUGAGUAUCAAUUCCAACAGCAAUCUACUCCACCAGCAGCCUUCCUGGACAGACGGAUAUUCCACAUGCAAUGUGUCCAGCAGCUUCUAUGGAACCCAGUGGCAUGAAAUACACCCGCAGUACUGGACUAAAUUUCAAGUCUGGGAGUGGCUACAGCAUCUCCUUGAUACCAACCAACUGGAUGCCAACUGCAUACCCUUCCAGGAGUUUGAUAUCAAUGGGGAACAUCUGUGUAGUAUGAGCCUACAGGAAUUCACUCAGGCAGCUGGGACAGCAGGGCAACUGCUUUACAGCAACCUUCAGCACCUAAAAUGGAAUGGCCAGUGCGGAAGUGACAUGUAUCAGUCUCAUAAUGUUAUUGUGAAGACAGAGCAAACAGAUCCAUCGUUAAUGGUGUCCUGGAAAGAAGAGAAUUACCUGUAUGACAGUGGAUAUGGUAGCACAGUAGAGCUAUUAGACAGUAAAACAUUCUGUCGUGCUCAGAUUUCCAUGACGACACCAAGUCACCAGCCUCCUGAUUCUUCAGAUGUCAAAAAAUCGCAAGAUCAUACCCCAAAGUCCCACACCAAGAAGCACAACCCUCGAGGAACUCAUCUUUGGGAAUUUAUUCGAGAUAUUCUUCUCAAUCCUGAGAAAAACCCAGGAUUAAUCAAGUGGGAAGACCGGUCAGAAGGUGUCUUCAGAUUUUUGAAAUCUGAAGCUGUGGCUCAGCUCUGGGGAAAGAAGAAAAACAACAGCAGCAUGACUUACGAGAAACUCAGCCGGGCUAUGAGAUAUUAUUAUAAAAGAGAAAUCCUGGAGCGUGUGGAUGGUCGGAGAUUAGUAUAUAAAUUUGGAAAAAAUGCCCGUGGCUGGAGAGAAAAUGAGAAUUAAAUAUGUCAAGAAAUAACAUUUAAAACACCUGGAUGUAAAUAUUCAAAGACUAUUUUCUUAUAUUUAUGUACCAAACUGGGGUGAAAAACCAAUUCUGCUUCUGUCGGGAAGAAGGAACAUUAUCAUUAUUGGUGUUAAAAUUAUUUUAUUUGAAGUAUGUCCUGUAUGGGGAAAAAAUGUACACAGUUUUCUGUGAUAUAAGGUAACAUUAUAGAAUUAUGAUUAUUUUUCCCUUUUUGUGAAGUUUUUAUCUUUUUUUUUUUAAAUCAUACAGGCAUAAUGUGAUUUAUGAGUCAUGCAAUGAAAGGGAAGGAGCAAAAUACUAGGGCAUUUAGGGAGUAUGAUAAUCUACUUUGGAAGGCAACUAUAAGUGGAGGAAACAGUAAAGCAUCUCUGAGCCAAGUAGUCUUCUUCCAUAGUCAGCUGGUUUAUAGCUUUCAUUGGCCAAUAUCACUUGUUCCUUCCCUCCUCUGAUUUCUGAGUGUUUUAACACUUUGCUAGCUUCCAGUUGUUUUUGUUGAGUCAUACGGUGGGUUCCUCUUCAGUUAGCUUAUUCCAGCCACAGAGAGCACUGGCUCUGCAAGGCGGCUGUCAGCAUUUGUUUGGAGAACCCAUACUACCUCCACCACUAGGACCUUCUUUUGUAGGCAGAAGUUUAGGACCUGACCUUACCUGGUGCAGAGUAUUCUCCCUAAUCUCCAAAGGGCAUUCAGCUCAUCCCAGGAAAAGGGAUAUUUGUUUUUAACUAACAUCUUUGAGGUGAACUGCAGGAAGAGAGUUAGUCUCAGGGACCAAAAGCUAUUGAAGGAAGAUGAUUGUUUUCUGACUGGGCAAACUUACUAAAAGGCACUGGUUUCCCAGUAGAAAUAUUCAUAUUCCUCCCACUCUCUUAUAUUCCUGAUUAAAGGAUUCAAAUCCAUGCCGUAUGAAGCAGUGAGGAGGUGGGCAAGCAGAACAUAUAUUAAUCCCAUGGCAUGAGGGAGCAGUCUCCCCAGUUCCUUCAAGUAGUAUGGUCCUCCUGGCAGAUCAAGUCUCACUUGGACAGAUACUUUGAAAAAACCUUUGAGAAAUGCAAAGCUCCAUUGUAUGUAAAAUAUUAGUUCCCUUUGCUUUUCUCAAGUCUAACUCUACUUUGUAUUUGUGGGCGCUGCUUGGGAUUCCUAGUUGGAGAAAACCCCACCAACCUAAAGACACUGAAAUUUGGGGACAUUCAGAUGUCGGUCAGUAUUUUGGGCUUAUCUCUAGCAGUGCUAUGCGGAGACUGAACAUUCAUUGGCAGCUUUUUCUUUCUCCAAGUCAUGAAUGUUUCCUGCUGGCACAAAGCACAUGCAGAGCAUGGGGAAAUAAAAACUAGAGGAGGCAGCACUUCACGAGGUCACUGAGUACAUGAGAUGUGGGAAUUGAGAAACAGGAUUUUCUUGGUGAUGUUAACAGAGGUGAAACCAAGAUCGUUUCCAGCUCACUUUUUCAGGGGUGGGGAAUUUGGAAAACAAUAACAGGGACUGAGAAGUCCAGAACAAAAAAACCCCCAAAACAAAGAAAAAAACCCAAACAAAACAAAACCGAAACAAACACAACAACAACAAAAACCACACCAACCCCCCCCCCAAUUAACAAUAUUAAAUCCAUCCAAUAUCCAUUUCCUCAGGUGUCCCCUGGAUUUUAAUCCAUAUUAGUCUGAAGUGCAGCAAGGUACAGCUGGAGGUUGUAGGAUAUUCCAUUUUUUUAACUGUCUUUAAAGGGAAUAGAGAUGAAACCAAGCCACAGCAGAACUAUCAAUGUAAAAGGAAUCAAAUGUGUGUAGCAACAAUUUAUAGGCAAACAUGAGAGCCUAACUUGCUAUCUACACAUGUAGGACAUGUCAAACAAUAACACCACCUCCUACACUGUGUAUGCCAGAGCUGUCACCAUCAAUUACCCAUACAUGACAAUUUCUUAUUUUUCAUAACCUGGGUGGAGAGAGGUUCAUCUUAUUUACAAAUCAAAUCAUGAGCCGCUGUACUUCAAAGCAUUUUUUCCUCUCAGUCUAUCUCCCUCUCUUUUCUUUUCUUGACUGACUGUCCUAGCCUUGCUUGCUUUUGCACAACUCAAUAAUUUCCUUUUUUUUUAUAGCUUGAUUAGCUACAUUGCACUUCGUUUGCCACCAUUUUGUAGUUCAUAUGACAAGAACCAGGUCACCAGAGGAGGAAAGCACCUUCACUUUGCUCCAAAGACCAUUCCUUCCCCCCACCCCACUGGUAUUUGCAGCCAUUUGAUCCAUGCUCUUCACCCUCCUCCCGUCCCCCCGCUCCAGUCCACACCUAGGGUGACUAUUUUAAAUCAGUGGUACUGUCACAAAUCUGUAGUACCUUAUCUCAGGUUAACAUACAUCUUACAGCAACUGAUUCUAAUACUUUCAAAAAGCUGCUUCACCAAAUUUCUUGGGAGAUAAAAUGAACUUGUGAUAUACAUGCGUCGCCAUUUGGUUACCAAGUAGCAGCUAAAUA